GUCAGGUGUGAAGAAGUUGUGUACCUGUCAUCAUCCACCAAGAGGAAGACGGAGAACAGCGAAUGACCAUUUAACCAAAUUGGUCAGCAAAGCAACCACAAGCAGAUUUGAUCCUGCAUGUGGCUCAUCAUUCACUAGCUGCACUGUAUUGGCCCUGCUAAAUAAAUAAUCACAGACUGCCAUCUGUACACACACAAACCUUAUCAACAUCUCCUCCCCCCCCCCCUUUCCAACCAUUUUCUUUUCCUACUUCCACCCUUCACCCUUCAUCAUUUCUUCUAUUUCUCCACCUGUACAUCUUCACCUUGCCAUACUCUUCACCUUUCUUUUAACCUUCUGUCUCUCCCCCUGCCCCCCUCCUUCCUUCAGCAGCAUGUCUACACCAGUCUCUCCAUCUCCCUCUCUUUCCCCGCUGUCCCUGUCCUCUCCUUCUCCCUCCUCUUCUCCUUUGCCCUCUCCCCUCUCUCCUCCCCCCAGGCUUCCAGUCUUCCAGAGGAAAGGAGCACUCAAGCACAAGAGGAUUGUAGAAGUGAAAGACCAUCAGUUCACGGCCCGCUUCUUCAAACAGCCCACCUUCUGCAGCCACUGCACAGACUUUAUCUGGGGUAUAGGAAAGCAAGGGUUCCAAUGCCAAGUUUGCAGUUUUGUGGUGCACAAACGCUGUCAUGAGUUUGUCACUUUUACAUGUCCUGGAAGCAUCACUGCACCCAAAGCAGAGGAUCUGAAGAGUAAACACAAGUUUAAGAUUCACACCUACUCCAGUCCAACCUUCUGUGAUCACUGUGGUUCGCUGCUCUAUGGCCUCAUUCACCAGGGCAUGAGAUGCACCAGCUGUGAGAUGAACGUUCAUAAGCGAUGUGAGAACAGUGUACCCAGUCUAUGUGGGCAUGACCACACGGAGAAAAGAGGACGGAUCCACUUGAGUGUGCGUGGAGAGAAGGAGGACAUCUAUGUCACAGUACAUGAAGCAAGGAACCUGAUUCCCAUGGACCCCAACGGCUUGUCUGACCCCUAUGUAAAGCUCAAACUUAUUCCAGACCCCAAGAGCCACAGCAAACAGAAAACCAAGACGAUUCGUUCCACUCUAAACCCUGUUUGGAAUGAAAGUUUUGUCUUUUCAGUGAGAGGCAGGCAGUGGGACAGGCGCUUGUCAAUAGAGAUAUGGGACUGGGAUCGCACAUCUCGGAAUGACUUCAUGGGAGCUCUGUCCUUUGGAGUGAGUGAGAUAUUUCGUCGUCCUGUUAGCGGAUGGUUUAAACUACUCAACCAGGACGAGGGAGAGUACUACAAUAUCCCAGUACCUGAUCCAGACUUACAGGAGCCAGACUCUGCUGUCUCUCCCUCUCUUCCUCCUGCUCCUGUUACUGUUCCCACACCUGUGCCUGCUGUCACCCCACCUGUUGUGAGUCCUGCACCCUCCAGCUUACCAGUGGGGAAGGGCCGAGUUGGACUCCAUGACUUCAACUUCCUUAUGGUGCUAGGGAAGGGCAGCUUUGGCAAGGUGAUGCUAGCCGAGGAACGAGGUAGUGACCGCUUGUUUGCCGUGAAGGUGCUGAAGAAAGAUGUGCUGUUUCAGGACGAGGACACGGAGAGCGCCAUGGUGGAGCGGAGAGUUCUGGGACUGAGUGCCCGUCCUCACUUCCUCACGUCUCUCUUUUGUGCUUUCCAGACUGAGGACCGUCUGUACUAUGUAAUGGAAUAUGUGAAUGGUGGAGAUCUCAUGUUUCAUAUACAGAUUGUUGGAAAAUUUAAAGAGCCCCAUGCUGCAUUCUAUGCGGCAGAGAUAGCUGUGGGCCUCUUCUUCCUGCACAGCAAAGGCAUUAUCUAUAGAGAUCUCAAACUGGAUAAUGUGCUGUUAGACAGCGAGGGCCAUAUAAAGAUUGCUGAUUUUGGGAUGUGCAGGGAAGGCAUGAUGGAGGGAGACACCACACGGACAUUCUGUGGCACUCCGGAUUACAUUGCUCCUGAGAUUGUAGCAUAUCAGCCAUACAGUAAAGCAGUAGACUGGUGGUCAUAUGGGGUUCUCCUUUAUGAGAUGCUGGCUGGCCAGCCUCCAUUUGAUGGGAUCGAUGAAGAGGAAUUGUUUCAGUCCAUCAUGGAGCAAAGUGUAUCGUAUCCCAAGACUCUGUCUCGUGAGGCUGUUGCCAUUUGCAAAGGGCUUUUGACCAAGAAUCCAGCGAAGCGUCUUGGUGGGGGAGAGGAUGCAGAGAGAGAAAUACGUGAGCAUCCUUUCUUCCGUUGGAUAGACUGGGACAGACUGGAGAGACUUGAGAUUCAGCCACCGUUCAAGCCCAGGCCUGGAGGGAAAAAAGGAGAAAAUUUUGACAAGUUUUUCACAGCUGCCUCUGCAGCACUGACUCCGUCUGAUCCAGAUGUACUUGCAGCCAUCAAUCAGGAAGAUUUCCAGGGCUUUACCUACAUAAACUCUGAUUUCCCAAGCACCCCUCUCACUGCUGUCUGAGAUCACACAGCACAAACAAACAAUGCGCCAAUUCAAACUAACAGCUAUUUAUGGUUUUCCUACAUCCCCAAAAAUCUCUCUUCUACAAAAGUUAUGAAUUGUGCAGUGUUUUCCAGUGAGUAUUAUUAUUCAAAACAGAUAUUUUACCAACACGCUAGCAUACAGUAAAGUGGCCAGUGUUACAUCAUCUGGACCUGUACAGAUUCCCUCUUUAGAAAACUAGAUCUAAACAUCACAUAUAAGCAUAUCUCAGGUUCUCUCAGUGAGAACUCAACAAAAAGAAAGGAAAUUCAUGUGUCUGAUGAACUCUCUAGACUGUACUCUCCACACAGGCCCUCUAGUGGCAUAGAUGCAUAAUCUAUUCAAAGAGCACAUACAGAAGUGAUUAUAUUAUCAGAUUGCAUGAUAAAGAGCUUUACUGUAUCAUCACACUCUUCAGUGCUGUUUGCAGUUCUUUCUAGAUCCCAAACCAGCUUUUAGGAUGUUACAAAACAUAAUAGUCUUAUUUUUGAUACUGGGACCACACAGCCCAUCACAGUACUCACCCGAAAUACAAGGAAAUCAUUGACCUCUUCUUAUUAGCUCAUUACUUAUUCAGUAGUUUGUCACCAAGCGUAAUUGGUCCCGUGAGCUUAUGGGAUUAAAUACAUGUCAUUUUUAUUUGGUUGCUCAUUGUUUAUAGCUGGUGUGGUGCCUUAUUAUAUAUCUUAUAUUCCUCUACACUUCCAUCAUCACUUUAGUUUCCUGUUCUUCCGAAUGGGACUCAUUUAUCAAGCUGAAUAUGAAUGGAUUCAUUUUGUAAAUUGUUCAUAUAAGCAUUUACAAACAAAUCUCAUGCUCUUGAGUGGGUGUAAAUUUAUACAUAACUACACUCAGAAAUAUUAACCUCGAUCGGUCAGCUUCAAAUCUUAUCAUUUGCAACAGCUUGCUGUAUUUUUAUAUACACAGAUUAAAUGUAUAAAUAUAUGAUAGUGUAAAUAUAGAUAUAGCAAGUUAAAAUCCAUUUUAAAACAAAUAAAUCCAGUUGUUUAGUUAAGGUGAAAUUCUGCUAUAUGAAAGGAAGAUGCACUGGUGGUUGCUGUGUUGCAAAUGGCAGAGUUAUUAUAUUAACUUUUUAUUUAUAUUAUGUUUGGUUUGAGCUUCCAGUACCAUAGGGCAUCACACAAGCUAUUCUCCAUGAUCCAGCCUUCAUGAUUUCCUGUCAUUAGAGUGAAGCAUGUCUUAAUUAAUUUCCUAGAAAGCUGAAUUUUUACCAUGCUACCCCUUCUUAAAUCUUAAAUCCACCCAGUGAAACAUUGUUGUACAAAAAUAUAUCUCUGAGCACAGAGAUUAAAAAUCUAAUGAAAUACUGAAUAAUGUUAUAUGUGGAAAUUAUUUCUCACAGCAACUGGAAAUCCAUGGGAAUUUCUUCUCUAGGUCACUAGUUAAGUUAAAGUCAGUUAAUAGCUAAUAUUUCAUGUUCAUGUGGAAAAUACUAGUUACAGAUCUUCAUGGUGUGUUGAUGUCUGAAGCUGAUGACUUCCUUUUCUUUCACAGUAGUUUAGAAAAAGAACUUCUCAGCUCAUUGUAUACUGACAGCCUCACUUCGUCAUAUAUGAUAAGAAGGUAUCAAAUGCAUUGUGGUGUGAAAAUAUACAAAAUGCCUAUUGAUGAUCCACUUGUUUGUAAUCUUUAGAUAAUUUCUGUCAUGCAAGCAAAUAUAUGUGUAUGACUGCAUGGAUUAAAGUGUAUAUGCUUAACGAAUCUCUGUAUGCAGGACAAAUAUUAAAAUACAG
Molecule: messenger RNA, 4236 nt
Organism: Hemibagrus wyckioides
Lineage: Eukaryota; Metazoa; Chordata; Actinopteri; Siluriformes; Bagridae
Gene: prkcg
Product: protein kinase C, gamma
Exons: 18
Coding region: 374-2461 (695 amino acids)
Biological process (GO): protein phosphorylation
Molecular function (GO): diacylglycerol-dependent serine/threonine kinase activity; zinc ion binding; ATP binding
Source: RefSeq, a predicted model, not a curated record